UUGUUAUUUUGUUACUUACUAUAAAAAAUUUACAAUAGUAUUUGUUAUUUUGUGGUCAUUUGAAUGAUGCUGCUUUAUUCCCUGCCUGUUUUAAACAAGGAUAUGUUUUAUUCCAAACACCAUGUAUAAUGUCGAACUGGAUCGCAGUUGGAUGAAUAUAAUACCUACUGAUUAUGAUAAUUACGCGCCUCCACUUGUUGAUGGUAAACCUGUUACUAUUUAUAUCAAUUUGGAAAUCAUGGAUGUGGAUGAAAUACGAGAGCAGACAAUGGACUUUCGUAUGUUCUUCUUUUUGAAUGCGUAUUGGACAGAUCCUAGAUUGAAACUCGAAGUUCUUAAUUUAACACUGUCAAAGAUACUUCCUCCUUCCGCAGAUGACACUCUGUGGGUUCCGGAUUUGAUGUUUGACAACACUAAAUGGGGUUAUCUUUUCCAAUAUUCCAUUCCGAAUACUUUCAUUUUAAUAACUAAGGAUCUUAUCUUUCGAAAAAGCACAAGAUAUAGCUUUCGUGUGGCAUGCCCUAUGGAUUUACAUCGUUAUCCCCUUGAUAUUCAAGACUGCGUAUUUAAAAUUGGUUUGUUAAAAAAUACAGCAGAAAAGGUACGCCUGGAAUGGUGUGAUGUUGACAGUAGUCCAUGUAAGUACUUGGGACCAAGUAUUGCACUAAUGGAAGACAUUCAACCAUUGAAACACGAGAUGAAGGUACCCAAACCUCGUAGCAAAAUCGAAGUUUGGACGACUGGUAAUUACAGUUAUCUGUAUGCGAAAUUUACUUUCAUUCGGCGAUUAACUGGUAGUAUACUCAACGUUUACUUGCCUAGUACUCUAGUAGUAACUAUGUCCUGGCUAUCAUUCUGGUUAGAUGUGAAUGCAGUUCCCGCUCGUGUUACGCUCGGUGUUACCUCUCUUCUUACCAUCAUCACUCAAAUGCUGCAGUCUAGAUCGUACACUCCGCCAGUGGACUAUGUAAAAGCUGUGGAUAUUUGGCUGCUUGCAUGUAUGUUUUUCGUCACAGCUUCGUUGAUAGAAUACGCAUUUGCUCUUCAAUCUGUGGAAUUUAAAGAAAAAGUAAGUUUAAAUGUAUUAGUUAUUUGAGAGAUAUAUCAAAAUGAUUAUGAAAUUGGGCACAAAUUAUUGACAGUAGCGCACAAUAAAGAAAAUUCAGCUCUAAUGUAUGUGCUCAUUGUACCCUACUACUAAUGAGGUAAAAUAAUAAUGCCUGUGCUAUUUGUCGCGAUCUCUAUAUUUUCGUAAAUUGCGGAUUUCAUAUCCAUAUUUAAACAGCAAAGUUUUUCAGAAACACUGCAAAC
Centruroides sculpturatus (bark scorpion) is the source of this 1311-nucleotide messenger RNA. Its product is annotated as glycine receptor subunit alphaZ1-like. The transcript is spliced from 7 exons. Lineage: Eukaryota; Metazoa; Arthropoda; Arachnida; Scorpiones; Buthidae. Gene Ontology annotation, molecular function: transmembrane signaling receptor activity; extracellular ligand-gated monoatomic ion channel activity; chloride channel activity. The coding region runs from base 122 to 1096 and encodes 324 amino acids. Gene Ontology annotation, biological process: regulation of membrane potential; signal transduction; chloride transmembrane transport. Gene Ontology annotation, cellular component: membrane; neuron projection; synapse. The record is from RefSeq and is a predicted model, not a curated record.